CGCUUGCAAUUUUUAACACUUGUAGUCUUAAUUAUUAUAUUAACAUACUUGAGUUCUAUGAUAUUAGAACAUAUAUCUGAAAAUAUAUAAUAAAUAAGUAACAUAAUGCUAAUAAUGGUUCUAUAUGUAUACAUGUCAAAUAAACAUUGAUUGAAAAUCAAUGGAAACAUUUAUACAACAUUAAAAAGUAAUUAUUAAUUAUUAUACUAACAGAAGAAAUGAUUUCGAAGUAUAUAUUAUUAAUUGUCAUCAUUUCACAAAAUAUAGUUUAUUCGUUCAAUAUGUAUUUUGGAAGACCAUCUAUUCCAUACUUUUAUUCAAUGCCAAGAAAUAAUGUAUUUCAGAUCUUACAAGACAACUUUGGCAGUCUUUAUAAGAAACAAGACUUUCAAUGGAAUACACAGUAUCCAGGAAAUAGGUUAUUGCAACUGCCGCAAGUAUUUAAUCAUAAUAAUGAAGUGCAUAAAACACAACAAAGAUCUUAUGUGGAUAAGCGAUUCGAACCACAGGGUAAAUAUCCAAUGAAUCACCACAUUUUUAACGUUCAAGCACAGCAAGCCCUUCUCCAACGUCAUCAAUCAGAAAAACAAAAACAAUAUCAAGAAUAUUUAUUAAAGAAACGAGAAGAAAUUAAAAAACAACAAGAACAAGAAAAACUGAAAAAGGAACAAAUGCUCAAGAAAAAAAUUGCUCAACGUUCAAAGUUUCUACAACGGUUAUAUUAUGAUAAUUUACUACAUCGCGAGUAUGAUGAAAACGAACUUGAAAUGCAUCGAAAAAAUGCAGCCGAAACGUAAUAAACAAUAAAAUAAAUUAAGCAUAAUAGACACUAUAGCUAAUCAUGUAUAAUUUAAUGUAUGGAUUA
Messenger RNA from Myzus persicae (green peach aphid), 865 nucleotides. Its product is annotated as GRB10-interacting GYF protein 2-like. The coding region runs from base 219 to 797 and encodes 192 amino acids. The transcript is spliced from 3 exons. Lineage: Eukaryota; Metazoa; Arthropoda; Insecta; Hemiptera; Aphididae. The record is from RefSeq and is a predicted model, not a curated record.